UAUUUACAUGAUUUACAUAUCUGAGGAAGUGAAACCUGACAUUAAGCAGCAGAACUGAAGCUGGCAGUGGUCACUGUUAAGAUAUGAAAACAAAAACAGAAAUUCAGGCCCAGCUGGAAGAACAAAAAUUGGCACCUCCAAGCCUCAGAGCUGCUGAGGAGACAUUGGUGUUCAGGAAAUGGCUGGAGUUUUGGGAGAGCAAGCGUACGUAUUCUCGAGCCCUAUUCCUACUCCACACUUCUCUGCAGUCAGAACAGGGUCCAUCACUAGAAAGUGAUGUUUCAGGGAUGCGUUCCAAUAUCUUUCUGGCUUUUAGUCACCCUGCUGAGUAAGAAGUUUUCUCUGUUUUUCAGUUGCAGCAGUAGCACUUAUUAAAACUUACACCCCCAGAAGACAAAGAAACAGGUCUGCUAAGCGGUAGGACUUGACUGUGCGUGAAUCUGGGUAGAGAAGAGAGAAAAGAAGGAGCUAGAAAAAUACAAAAAGGAGAGAAUGGACUUGCUUGAGGAGAACGAGAAGGACAAAAAUGUUAUUGCUGUUAUGAUCUUUUCAUUACCCUCCCUUUUCUCAACAGUAGAUUAUUCCUUCACUCCAUUCAUAUCCAAAUGGUUUCUUCAUUUGCCCAUGUUGCUGAGGGCCACGUGAGAGCAAUCUGCAUGGAAUUCCUUUCUCAUGGAAUCUGUGCAAGGCAUCUUUCCCCUUCCAGCAAGACCUGGGGUUCUCCUGGCAUGUACUUCCAGUGCAAUGAGAUUCCAGGAAUCCUGUGCAGCUUUCCCUCUUCCACCCUCUAUAAAAAUUUAUAAUCCUAGACCUUAGAAGACGCAAAGGUGUUUGUGUUGUCCUCUCUUAAUAAUAGUUUUCAUGUAUGACUUUGCAUUUUAAUGAAAACUGCUAGUACUGAGAAAUUCAGAACAAAGUCAGCAAGACAGGUAAUAGUUUGUGAACUGUAUAUGUUUUUUAAUAGCAAACACAAAAGAAUCUACUUCUAAUAAUUGAAAAAAUCUUAACAAUAAGGGCAGCAAGAAAUCCAGUGUCAUGCAUGCUAUCUUUUUUUCGAUAAAUUUCUAUUAAUUUUCAAGCUUUUCUUCACAGGAAGGAGGGAAGGGUGGCAUGAGCCAUCUGAUACUCCCCCACCUCAAGAAGCAGCCAUUAGAUACACUCCAGACCAGUCAGGAUGUCAGCUGAGUUAAUUUGUGCCCAUGCUGCAGCUCACUCAUGAGCCACGACCUUUCCAGCUACAAGCCAAUGUUAAAAUGCGGUCCCUGCACAUACAGUCAGUCACACACACAUCCAUUCUCCACUCGGAGGAAUCUCCCAAGUGACACACAGACUCACUGUCAAUGAGGUCCUGGCUAACAAGCCUUUGGAAAACACAGGAGACAGCUGUCAGGACCCGAGGCACAAGCACUGCUUCCUGGGGUUCAGCUUGCUCUGAAGAGGGAGCUGUUUGAGAGGCUUCAGCCAGCCUUGGACCUCUUCCACAAAGAGCCAGAUGCAGCCUCAGCAGGGGCUUGCAGUGCUUCACUCGGCACCUGCCUUUCAGCUCAGGCCCUCACCCUUGCCUGAGCUAUCUUGUAGCCAUGCCCGUGUGUGGUCAUAUACCUCGCUAAUUUGCACCCACAGACUUGAAUUCCCAGUCUGAUCUUGUUCAUGCAGCCACUGCCUCUGCCUCUGCCUGCCUUGUUUCACGCUCAGCACCCACCUCCCCUUCACUUUCAGCGCAGCCCCUUGCUCCUCCCUAACAACUGCUCUUGGGAUUGCACACAGCUGCAAUGUGUGCCUGGAGUUCACUGUCUUCAAGGAGGAGGGGACAAGCAGGCAUAAUUUCCAGGAACAGAGAUUAUUUGCAGGACCUUCUCAGAGUGGUGCAAAUCCUUCAGCCAGUUAGGGAACAGUAGGGUGUUAAAGGCUCAAUACACUCUCUUACGAGCACUGUUUCCUGGAACGGUGUAAAGUCCAGCAACCCUGAACACUGCCUGCCCAUAACUCUGUGCCAUUGUGCUGCAAGUGAAACCCAGCUCCUCUCUGGAGAAGCAGGAUGGGAAGUGUCUUCUCCCAAGCCUGAACUUGGAGAAAGGGGCUGAGGAAAGCAGAAGACCUGAGGACAUGUCUGGGCAACGUGGCCAGCAGGACCCUCCGCAGGGCUUCCGAGGACAACGCAAUAGCUUUGCACGUGCAAAAGAUGAGGAGGAUCUACCACCUGUCAAAUCACUAAUAGAUCACUUUGAGCAUCUGAGCCAGCAGGACCCUCCGCAGGGCUUCCGAGGACAACGCAAUAGCUUUGCACGUGCAAAAAGUGAGGAGAUUCUACCACCUGUCAAACAACUCAGAGAACACUCUGAGCAUCUGAGCCACCAGGACUCUCCGCAGGACUUCCAAGAACAACGCUAUGAGUUUGAAAAUCGAAGAAAGGCAGUGGAGAGAAGCACCACAAGGGCCCUGGAAGCCAUGCAGGAGGAAACAGAGAGGAUUCUGAGUGAGAAGCUGGCCACCUUACAGAGCCAUGUGGAAGGGGCUCAACGUACAGCACCGUCUCCAGAGGAACUGAUCAGCCCCUUGACUUCCACCCUCCACAACCUCUCCCAACAAGUUCAAGCUCUGCAGAGAUCUCUGGACAGCAUGCAGGUUUCCAUGCAGCAUGACCACCAGCACUCCAGAGCAGAUCUGCAGGGCAUAAUGUCCAAAGUAGUGAAAGCAGCGCAGGGCUCCUGGUCCGAGAGCCACGUGGCAGAGCUGGAGAGCAAACUAGGAAAGGCAGUGGAGAGAAGCACCACAAGGGCCCUGGAAGCCAUGCAGGAGGAAACAGAGAGGAUUCUGAGUGAGAAGCUGGCCACCUUACAGAGCCAUGUGGAAGGGGCUCAACGUACAGCACCGUCUCCAGAGGAACUGAUCAGCCCCUUGACUUCCACCCUCCACAACCUCUCCCAACAAGUUCAAGCUCUGCAGAGAUCUCUGGACAGCAUGCAGGUUUCCAUGCAGCAUGACCACCAGCACUCCAGAGCAGAUCUGCAGGGCAUAAUGUCCAAAGUAGUGAAAGCAGCGCAGGGCUCCUGGUCCGAGAGCCACGUGGCAGAGCUGGAGAGCAAACUAGGAACAGCAGUGGAGAGAAGCACCACAAGGGCCCUGGAAGCCAUGCAGGAGGAGGCAGAGAGGAUUCUGAGUGAGAAGCUGGCCACCUUACAGAGCCAUGAGGAAGGGGCUCAACGUGCAGCACCAUCUCCGGAGCAACUGAUCAGCCCCUUGACUUCCACCCUCCACAACCUCUCCCAACAAGUUCAAGAUCUGCAGAGAUCUCUGGACAGCAUGCAGGUUUCCAUGCAGCGUGACCACCAGCACUCCAGAGCAGAUCUGCAGGGCAUAAUGUCCAAAGCGGAGAAAGCAGCGCAGGGCUCCUGGUCCGAGAGCCACGUGGCAGAGCUGGAGAGCAAACUAGGAAAGGCAGUGGAGAGAAGCACCACAAGGGCCCUGGAAGCCAUGCAGGAGGAAACAGAGAGGAUUCUGAGUGAGAAGCUGGCCACCUUACAGAGCCAUGUGGAAGGGGCUCAACGUACAGCACCGUCUCCAGAGGAACUGAUCAGCCCCUUGACUUCCACCCUCCACAACCUCUCCCAACAAGUUCAAGCUCUGCAGAGAUCUCUGGACAGCAUGCAGGUUUCCAUGCAGCAUGACCACCAGCACUCCAGAGCAGAUCUGCAGGGCAUAAUGUCCAAAGUAGUGAAAGCAGCGCAGGGCUCCUGGUCCGAGAGCCACGUGGCAGAGCUGGAGAGCAAACUAGGAAAGGCAGUGGAGAGAAGCACCACAAGGGCCCUGGAAGCCAUGCAGGAGGAGGCAGAGAGGAUUCUGAGUGAGAAGCUGGCCACCUUACAGAGCCAUGAGGAAGGGGCUCAACGUGCAUCACCAUCUCCGGAGCAACUGAUCAGCCCCUUGACUUCCACCCUCCACAACCUCUCCCAACAAGUUCAAGAUCUGCAGAGAUCUCUGGACAGCAUGCAGGUUUCCAUGCAGCGUGACCACCAGCACUCCAGAGCAGAUCUGCAGGGCAUAAUGUCCAAAGCGGAGAAAGCAGCGCAGGGCUCCUGGUCCGAGAGCCACGUGGCAGAGCUGGAGAGCAAACUAGGAACAGCAGUGGAGAGAAGCACCACAAGGGCCCUGGAAGCCAUGCAGGAGGAGGCAGAGAGGAUUCUGAGUGAGAAGCUGGCCACCUUACAGAGCCACGUGGAAGGGGCCCACCAUGCAGCACCCCCUCCACAGGAAAUGACCAGCCCCCUGACUUCCACCCUCCACAACCUCUCCCAACAAGUUCAAGCUCUGCAGAGAUCUCUGGACAGCAUGCAGGUGUCCAUGCAGCGUGACCACCAGCACUCCAGAGCAGACCUGCAGGGCAUAAUGUCCAAAGCGGAGAAAGCAGCGCAGGGCUCCUGGUCCGAGAGCCACGUGGCAGAGCUGGAGAGCAAACUAGGAACAGCAGUGGAGAGAAGCACCACAAGGGCCCUGGAAGCCAUGCAGGAGGAGGCAGAGAGGAUUCUGAGUGAGAAGCUGGCCACCUUACAGAGCCACGUGGAAGGGGCCCACCAUGCAGCACCCCCUCCACAGGAAAUGACCAGCCCCCUGACUUCCACCCUCCACAACCUCUCCCAACAAGUUCAAGAUCUGCAGAGAUCUCUGGACAGCAUGCAGGUUUCCAUGCAGCGUGACCACCAGCACUCCAGAGCAGACCUGCAGGGCAUAAUGUCCAAAGCGGAGAAAGCAGCGCAGGGCUCCUGGUCCGAGAGCCACGUGGCAGAGCUGGAGAGCAAACUAGGAACAGCAGUGGAGAGAAGCACCACAAGGGCCCUGGAAGCCAUGCAGGAGGAAACAGAGAGGAUUCUGAGUGAGAAGCUGGCCAUCUUACAGAGCCAUGUGGAAGGGGCUCAACGUACAGCACCGUCUCCAGAGGAACUGAUCAGCCCCUUGACUUCCACCCUCCACAGCCUCUCCCAACAAGUUCAAGAUCUGCAGAGAUCUCUGGACAGCAUGCAGGUUUCCAUGCAGCAUGACCACCAGCACUCCAGAGCAGAUCUGCAGGGCAUAAUGUCCAAAGCGGAGAAAGCAGCGCAGGGCUCCUGGUCCGAGAGCCACGUGGCAGAGCUGGAGAGCAAACUAGGAACAGCAGUGGAGAGAAGCACCACAAGGGCCCUGGAAGCCAUGCAGGAGGAGGCAGAGAGGAUUCUGAGUGAGAAGCUGGCCACCUUACAGAGCCACGUGGAAGGGGCCCACCAUGCAGCACCCCCUCCACAGGAAAUGACCAGCCCCUUGACUUCCACCCUCCACAACCUCUCCCAACAAGUUCGAGCUCUGCGGAGAUCUCUGGACAGCAUGCAGGUUUCCAUGCAGCGUGACCACCAGCACUCCAGAGCAGACCUGCAGGGCAUAAUGUCCAAAGCGGAGAAAGCAGCGCAGGGCUCCUGGUCCGAGAGCCACGUGGCAGAGCUGGAGAGCAAACUAGGAACAGCAGUGGAGAGAAGCACCACAAGGGCCCUGGAAGCCAUGCAGGAGGAGGCAGAGAGGAUUCUGAGUGAGAAGCUGGCCACCUUACAGAGCCACGUGGAAGGGGCCCACCAUGCAGCACCCCCUCCACAGGAAAUGACCAGCCCCCUGACUUCCACCCUCCACAACCUCUCCCAACAAGUUCAAGAUCUGCAGAGAUCUCUGGACAGCAUGCAGGUUUCCAUGCAGCGUGACCACCAGCACUCCAGAGCAGACCUGCAGGGCAUAAUGUCCAAAGCGGAGAAAGCAGCGCAGGGCUCCUGGUCCGAGAGCCACGUGGCAGAGCUGGAGAGCAAACUAGAGCUGGUCACAAGGCAGCGUUACACAGUUGAUGUCACCCUGGAUGCUGACACAGCUCAUCCAAGGCUGGAGGUGUCUGAAGAUGGGAAGAGAGUGACAGAUACUGGCACUAUCAGAAAUGUGCCCAGGACAGAGAAGAGAUUUGAUUCCCACACUUUCCUUUUGGCCAAGGAAGGAUACACAUCUGGGAAACGCUAUUGGGAAGUGGAUGUUGGAAAGAGAAGAAACUGGGAUGUGGGCAUUGCCCGGGAGCCUGUGGCUCGCAAAGGGACACUGACUCUCUCUCCUAAGAAUGGCUUCUGGGUCAUAGGGUUAGCAGAUGGGCGAGAGUAUUGGGCCCGCACAGAGCCUUGGACACGUUUGGCUGUGAGUAGGAAACCACAAAAGAUUGGGAUCUUCCUGGACACCACAGCCAAGCAGCUGUCCUUCUAUGAUGUCCGCAAGAAGACAGCUGUGUACACUUUCAGCCUUGGUGGAGACAGCAGCCAGGAAGGGAAGUUCUUUCCCUUCUUCUCAACAGGGUCCAUUUCUGCAAAGCCUGACACAGAGGCACUGAAAAUAGUCCAGGGCUUUGAUGAUGAUGAAUAGAGCACUCUUCAUCAUGGAGCUCUAGCAUGUAAAGCCACUGAUCACACUGCACCGUUUUCAGACUUCUGCCUAUCUGGGAAAGUGAAUUGUAAAAAUAAUUAAAUUUUUAACCUGA
Dromaius novaehollandiae (emu) is the source of this 6529-nucleotide messenger RNA. RefSeq names its product golgin subfamily A member 2-like. NCBI's taxonomy places the organism in Eukaryota, Metazoa, Chordata, Aves, Casuariiformes, Dromaiidae. The record is from RefSeq and is a predicted model, not a curated record. The transcript has 21 exons. Gene Ontology annotation, molecular function: protein binding; ubiquitin protein ligase activity. The coding region runs from base 2107 to 6414 and encodes 1435 amino acids. Gene Ontology annotation, cellular component: cytoplasm. Gene Ontology annotation, biological process: protein ubiquitination.